This is a messenger RNA of Cuscuta europaea, 7402 nucleotides long. The record is from the annotation of a GenBank genome assembly. Lineage: Eukaryota; Viridiplantae; Streptophyta; Magnoliopsida; Solanales; Convolvulaceae.
CGUCCUGACCCAUUGCCAUGCCUGGAGUGACCUAGCGUCACAGAUUAAGCGGAGAGCCGGAGAUGAUGCUCAUGGAUCAGUUCUUUAAAGUAGUUUGAACGGGUCUCUAAAUGUUGACAAUGAUAUUAAGAAUUGUUCAUCAUCAUUUAAGGGAAUCCAGUGCCCGAACUGCAUUCCAUUUUCACUCCACUUCCAUCUCAUCAUCAUCAAGAACCCUAAAAUCCAUUCCAGACAACGCAGAAAAGAUCUCAUUCGUCGUUUCUUAUCUCAUCAGUAAAUUUGGGUUGUCGUCAGAAAGAGCUAUCUCAGCUUCCAAGCAUAUGAAUUUCAAGACCCCCGAGAAACCUGACUCUGUGUUGUCGUUCUUGAAAAAUCAUGGCUUCACAGACGGCCAGAUCCUAAAAGCAGUCAUAAAGCUACCAACUCUUCUUGUAUCUGACCCCGAAAAGACCCUUUUUCCCAAGAUUGAAUUUUGCCUCUCUAUGGGUUUCUCACAGGACAUGGUAGCGUCUAUGCUAAGCGGAACUCCUUCACUUUUCAAGUACAGUUUGGAAAACAGUCUUGUUCCAUCCUUGAAUUUCCUCAGGACUCUCAUUCCAGUAGAAGAAGCACUUAUGACUGCCUUAAAGAGUUGCAUUGGGCUUCUUACUAGUGACCUCGAACGUAAUUGUGGACCUAAUAUACAACUUCUGAGAGAAAUCGGAGUCCCCGAAUCGAACAUAGUUUAUCUGUUCAAAUACCAGCCUAGAGUUUUCCGGUUUGACAAAGAUAAGUUUAGGGACAUUGUGGAGAAAGUGAGAGACUUAAGAGUUGACACAAAACAUGUAAGUUUUGUUAUUGUAAUUAAGGCAAUGACGAUAUGUAAAUUGACUUGGGAAAAGAAGAUGACCAUCUAUAAGAACUCGGGUAUUUCUGAGAAUGAGGUUUUGGAGGCGUUUAAGAAGUACCCUUGGUUAAUGGUGGUGUCUCAGGAGAAGCUUGUGAAGCUUCUUGAUUUUCUUGUCAAUAAGAUGGGAUUGGAAUCUUCAAUUCUUUUAAGAAGGCCUCAACUUACCUCUUUUAGCCUGGAGAGGAGGACUAUCCCUAGAUGCUUAGUAUACCGAGCUCUGUUGGCUAAGGGUCUGGUCAGGGAGGACCACGAUGUGUUACUUUACAUUCUAAAUGCUACCGAAAAUAUGUUUCUAAAGAAGUUUGUGAAAUGUCAUGGAGAACAUGCUCCUGCAUUGUUAGAGGUAUAUCAGAGUCCACAACAAGUUGCCUUAUCCCUAUUACCUUCAAAAUUGGUUUGAUGUUGUCUAGAGUGUAAAAGCAUCUGAGAUUGCUUUUUGGAGGAUAACAUGUGUCAUUGGAAGGUGAUUGGGGUAUGUAUUAUAGUGCCUUCUGCUUCAUUUGCUUUAUAUUUGUUGAUCAUCUCCAGAGUCUCACAUUAGAAAAUUAAAGAGAAAAUGAUGGGUUAAUAACAAGACCUUGGAUUGAACUCUCAAUCCAAGGAGUAACUCCAAUUCAGUCCUGAAUUCCAUCAGUGAUACAGGAUUCUUAGUUUCAUAUACCCGUCAUCAGAUCAACUUUCUUUUGCCAUGGAUUGCUAAAAUUUAUGUGAGAUGCAUUAUGAUGAGAUUUUCUUCCGGAAGCCGGACAAGUUUGUGUAUUGCAGUUGCAAUGCUGUUACUCCUGAGUUCUGAUGUAUCUGCAUUAUAAUGAUUUUACUGCUCUUUCUUUACUAGGUAUGUACUGUUUGAGUAUUAUAUCAUUCAUACUACUUCCGUCCUGGUUUAAGCUCCUCAUUGAAAAGUGGCGCAAUUAAUUAGACAAUAAUCAAAUAAAGUAAUUCGAGUAUAUUUUGAGAAGUAGUUUGAUGUGUAUAUAACAUAAUGAAGUCAUUGAUGAUAAUUGUGAUAGUUAUAGGUGUGUUAUUUUUAAUGUUCGAUGAUAAAUUGCCAUUUAGGAGCGUUAAUCAAUUUAUAAUUUCUAAAAUAGAAAUGGGGACCUUUAGCUGAGACGUCCAAAGAAGCUUAUGUUGGGAAGGAUGGAGUAAUAAUAGUUGGGAGAUUUGAAAGGUAAUUAUAGUUGGGAGAUAGGAAUUUCUAAUAUAUACUCCCUCCAUCCCAUUGGACUUUGCCAACUUUCUCAUUUUGGUUGUCCCAAAAAACUUUGCCACUUUCCUAUUAAAGCAACUACUUUGUAGUUCUGCUCAUUUCUCUCUCCUCUGUGCAAACCUUCACCACAUAGAUUUUACUUUUCUUAUUUCUCACACUUUUAACUUGGCAAAGUCCAUCGGGACGGAGGUAGUAUAUCUUAAGAAUGUCACUUACAUUAUUUUGUGGAUUGUUAUAUUUAUUUAUUUAUUUAUUUAUUUAUUUAUUUAUAUAUUCACAUUUAUAUUUUUUCAUUUGUUAAGCAGUGAGUUUUGUAGUCUACGUAUAAGAAUUCAUAAGGUACUCCAUCGGUCACAUUCAUUCAUUCAUUUUCAUUUACCCCAGUGCCGCAAAGGCUCCCACCUACGGUGGGGUAAGGGGGGGUCGGAUGUACGCAGUCUUACCCCUGUACUAAAGCACAGAGAGACUGUUUCCGGUCACAUAAGAAAUCAAAUUUGUAUCAAUAUUUCAGUAUUACAAAUUUAGACAUUAAGUAGGAUAUAUUCUGAUUUCUGAAUUAAGGUAUAAAAAAUCUUACAGUUUUUAGUUUCACUUGGGAUAUAUUCAUAUAUUCUGAUUUCUGAAUGAAGGUAUAAAAAAUCUUACAGUUUUUAGUCUCACUUAGGAGUUAGGAACAUGGCUUUUCUUUCCUGAAACAGACUGUCAUUUUGUACUACAAAAUCAAAGACAAGUUAAAGUUAUGGCAUUUUUAAGGGAAUUCUAUCAAAAAAACUAAAAAGUCAAUAAAAUCCUUCUACUAAACAACAACCCCAUUAAGUUGCUUGAGUAACAUUUUUUCCAUUUCUUAUUUCCCAAACUUUUCUUUUUCUUUCUCUUUAUACUUCUCCCAGAAGCAUUACCAACUUAACAUACCGCCACCACUUCUUUCAUCACGUUUGACUUGGACCAUUGCUGCCAAGGAGGCGAGGAUGGCCAUAAUGCAUGACUACCCUCUCUACAUAGUUGAGUAUCCAAGGUUCAUUACCUUCAUCCAGACUCUAGAGUCUCCAACCAUGGUUUGAUACAUGGAUUUAAAAUGCAGACCGCAAAGCCCGAUGCGGCUGCAAUAUUGCAGCUGUGGGCACUGCCGCAACUGCAUCGGGCUGCAAUGGCAGCGUUUUUGAAAUUCAAGGUCAAAACUGCAAUGUAACCACGUCUGGGCCGCAUCAGGACUGCUAUACUAUUUUUUUCUUUUCAUAUUUUGUCCGAUUGUAAAAUUAAUUCACACCAUGUCAGUCACAAUACGCAUCGCAGCGGGCGCAAUAGCUACAAACGCAAUAACCGUGACUGAAACCGCAAUUUUAAACCACGACUCCAUAUGGUCAGCUUCAACACUGUUCAAGGAGACUCUAAGGCUACUUAGCGUAGAUAGAAAGAUUAUGCUCAAAGGGUGGACUGGAGGUAUGCCGGGAGGACAUGUUGCCUCACGUAUGUGGUCUUCCUACCAAUCCCACGCGAGGGUCGGCUAUGUUCUCAUAACCGAGCAGUUCAUUGAUUUCGAGUUGAAGAAUUUGACACAGAUUUCUGCUACGCCUCGGUAAGUGAUGGCGGUAUCACCUCCAACAAUGCCCAAGUCCUUCUCCCGUUUACCUUCAAAAUUGGUUUGAUGUUGUCUAGAGUGUAAAAGCAUCUGAGAUUGCUUUUUGGAGGAUAACAUGUGUCAUUGGAAGGUGAUUGGGGUAUGUAUAUUUGCUCCUGCCUUCUGCUUCAUUUGCUUUAUAUUUGUUGAUCAUCUCCAGAGUCUCACAUUAGAAUUAGAAACUUAAAGAGAAAAUGAUGGGUUAAUAACAACACCUUGGAUUGAACUCUCAAUCCAAGGAGCAACUCCAAUUCAGUCCUGAAUUCCAUCAGUGAUACAGGAUUCUCAGUUUCAUAUACCCGUCAUCAGAUCAACUUUCUUUUGCCAUGGAUUGCUAAAAUUUAUGUUAGAUGCAUUAUGAUGAGAUUUUCUUCUGGAAGCCUGACAAGUUUGUGUUUACUGCAGUUGCAAUGCUGAUACUCCUGAGUUCUGAUGUAUCUGCAUUAUAAUGAUUUUAUUGUUCUUUCCUUACUAGGUAUGUACUGUUUGAGUAUAUUAUAUCAUUCAUACUACUUCCGUCCUGGUUUAAGCUCCUCAUUGAAAAGUGGCGCAAUUAAUUAGACAAUAAUUAAAUAAGGUAAUUCGAGUAUAUUUUGAGAAGUCGUUUGAUGUGUAUAUAACAUAAUGAGGUCAUUGAUGAUAAUUUUGAUAGUUAUAGGUGUGUUAUUUUUAAUAUUCGAUGAUAAGUUGUCAUUUAGGAGCGUUAAUCAAUUUAUAAUUUAUAAAAUAGAAAUGGGGACCUUUAGCUGAAAGUCUGAAACGCCCAAAGAAGCUUAUGUUGGGAAGGAUGGAGUAAUUAUAACUGGGAGAUUUGAAUGGUAAUUAUAGUUGGGAGAUAGGUAUUUCUAAUAUAUAUCUGAAGAAUGCCACUUGCAUAAUAAAUUAUUAAGAAAUCAUUUCAUAUUUGGGACAUUGUUAUAUUUAUUUAUUUAUUUAUUUAUUUAUUCACAUUUAUAUCAUUUCAUUUUUUUUCAUUUGUUAAGCAGUGAGUUUUGUAGUCUACAGAUAAGAAAUCAUAAGGUACUCCAUCGGUCACAUAAGAAAUCAUAUUUGUAUCAGUAUUUCAGUAUUACAAAUUUAGACAUUAUGUAGGAUAUAUUCUGAUUUCUGAAUGAAGGUAUAAAAAAUCUUAUAGUUUUUAGUCUCACUUAGGAGUUUGGAACAUGACUUUUCUUUCCUGAAACAGACUCAUUUUGUACUACAAAUUCAAAGACAAGUUAAAGUUUUGCCAUUUUUUAAGGGAAUUCUAUCAAAAAAUAGUAAAAAAGUCUAUAAAAUCCUUCUACUACACAACCCCAUUAAGUUGCUUGAGUGACAUUUUUUCCAUUUCUUAUUUCCCAAAGUUUUCUUUUUCUCUCUUUAUACUUCUCCUAGAGGCGUUACCAACUUAGCAUACCGCCACCACUUCUUUCAUCACGUUUGACUUGGACCAUUGCUGCCAAGGAGGCAAGGAUGGGCAUAAUGCAUGACUACCCUCUCUACAUAGUUGAGUAUCCAAGGUUCAUUGCCUUCAUCCAGACUCUAGAGUCUCCAACCACGGUUUGAUACAUGGAUUUAAAAUGCAGACCGCACUGCCGCAACUAGGAGUGGACUCGGGCCGGGCCAACCGGCCUGGAACCGGACCGGCCCGCUACUGUGCGGGCCCGGACCGGCCCGGUGGGAUGGCGGUUCGGGCUCGGGCCCUUCAAAAGGUGAACCGGCCGGUUCGGGCCGGGCCCGGGCCAAUUUAUUAUUUUUUUUGAAUUUUUUUAAGUUUUUGGGUUGGGCUGGGUAUAGUGUUGGAUUCGGUUCGGGCCACCCAGCCCAUGACCCUGCCCGGUACUGUGCGGGCCCAGGACCGGCCCGGUCGGGCGGUCCGGGACCAGGUGUGGACCCGAACCGGUGGGAAUGGGCGGGGCGGGCACGGUUCCGGAAAAAUCUGACCCGGCCCGGCCGGGUCGGGCCCAGGUCCGGGUCUAACGGUCUAAUUUAAAAAAAAUAAUAAUAAAUUGGUACUAGCCGUUGGGGGUGGGCUGGGGACAACCCAAACGGCUAUAUAGCUGUUGGGUGGGGUGCAGGGGGGGUCCGGGGGGUUGGGUGGUGGGGGUAAAAAAACCUAUAAAUACUCCUAAUCUUAAACAUUUUUUCAUAUCUCUUCUCCAAUUCUUUCUAAAUCCUAUUCUUAACUCUCUAAUUCUCUUAUUCUCCAUUCUCCAAUAUAUUAUAUUUAUUAUUUAUAGUUUAUACUAUCCUCCGUAUCUCAUUAAUUGCAACAUUGGAAUAUAUACACUAUUCAUGUACUUUACUUUCACUACAUCUUAUUAUUAAUGUAUGUGAAUUAUUAUUAUUAUUUUGAAAAAUGUUGUUAAAUUCGGCUCAUUACUAAAUUUUAUAAUCUGUUUUUUUUACUAAUACAUAAUUAAAUAUAAUAACGAUCAAAGUUGUGCGUUGGCAAACGUAAAAUAUUGACUGUUGCAACUAAAAAGAGACGGAGGAAGUAUUAAUAAUCUACUUAUAUAAACUAUAAAUAGAUAUAAAUAGUAUUAUAUUACUUAUAUUUGUUAUCUAAUUAUAUAUUACUUAUAUAUUUAUUAUAUCUAUUAAUAUAGUUGGAAUUAUAUCUAAUUAAUUUGAAGUCAUUCUAUUACUCCCAUCGAAAGACCGAAAGUCCGAAAGAGGUACGAAAUUAUUCUAUUAUUUACACUUGUUUAAUUACUAGUUAAUUUGCUACAUUUGACUCUAGUUUAAUAGUUAGAUAAAUAGUUAAUUACUUUUUUACAAUUUUUUAUUAAUUGCUACAUUUGACUCUAGUUUAAAAAAUAUGUUGUACACAAAACUAGUUAAUUUGCUAUAACUCGAAUUAAUAGUUAGAUAAAUAGUUAAUUACUUUUUUACAAUUUUUUAUUAAUUGCUACAUUUGACUCUAGUUUAAAAAAUAUGUUGUACACAAAACUAGUUAAUUCACUAGUUAAUUUGCUAUAACUCGAAUUAAUAGUUAGAUAAAUAGUUAAUUACUUUUUUACAAUUUUUUAUUAAUUGCUACAUUUGACUCUAGUAUAACUCGAGGUUAGUGAUAUAUUUUAUGCAUUAUUCAAUGAGUUUCAUGCACAAUAUGGCAAUGCGCCCCCUCCCCCGACACAAACAUCAUCUAAAGGAAAAUCAAUUUUCAAAUCUACGUUUGCCUAUCUUAUUAAAAAAUGAAAUCAACUCCCGCUACACAACAAAGCACAAUUAAUGAGAUUUCUUUGUAUUUAACUUAUGAUGUUGAUUUUGAAGAAGAUGAUGAUUUUGACGUACUAAACUGGUGGAAGGGAAAAGAAAGAAUGUUCCCGGUUUUAGCAAAGAUGACUAAGCAAGUGCUAUCAAUGCCGGUUUCAACUGUUACCGUGGAACAAGAAUUUAGUUCGGCCGGCAAUGUCCUAACACAAACCAGAACGAGGUUGAACGCUGAAUCUCUUGAGAUGCUUAUAUGCUACCACGAUUGGUUGAAAGCAGCCCGUAGAGCUCAAGAAAUUGACAUAACCACAUCCCAACACUUUAUUGAUGAAUCUACAACCGAGGGUGGCUCUACUUAUGCCGGAGAUUUCGAUUGAAAUAUUGAAUGAUUGAUUAGUAUUUCAUGUUUUAAAAACAAUUAUAGUUCCUAUUUAAUUUUCAAAUGUAGUUCCUAUUUCAUUUCAAAUAAAUGCACUUGAAGUUUGUUUUUUAA